Alternaria incomplexa is the source of this 933-nucleotide messenger RNA. RefSeq lists its product as uncharacterized. The coding region runs from base 1 to 933 and encodes 310 amino acids. The record is from RefSeq and is a predicted model, not a curated record. The transcript has 3 exons. Lineage: Eukaryota; Fungi; Ascomycota; Dothideomycetes; Pleosporales; Pleosporaceae.
AUGGCGGUAAUUUGGGGUCUCGACAUGAAGGAGAUGCAAUGGGGCAAGUUCAAGUCCGGCUACAUGUGGAACAACACGUAUCACAACCGUCGCACAAAGUUCAUCAUCUACCAACUCGCCAUGAUUCUCUGCGUUGUUAGUGAGAGUCUGGGAACCGCUGCGCUGUCUGCAGACUACGUCGACCAGCAAAAGUUCGUCUCAAAGCUCGACCGCAACGUCAUGAUCCACAACAACAACUUCGUCGGCAUCGCAUCGUACAACAUCUUCGUCGGUAUCUUCGUCGCCACCAUUUUCGGUGCCGCCUUUUUCUUCGAUCUCUUCUGGCCUGAGCGACAAGAGUCGAGAGGCGUCAUCAACGCUUGGAAAGCUUGCUCAGUCUUUGCUUGCAUGCUUACGCUCUCCGACGCCCUUGCAUACACUUACAUCACCGCGAGCAAGAGUGCGCACCUAACCGGCACGGACUUCGAGCGCGGACAGGGCCUGUUGUCGCAGUUCAAGAAGGCCGGCGAGACUCCGCUCGCUUACAACAAGAAUGGGCGGGCGAUUGCUAGUGUUGUAUUCUUGUGGCCGGGCAUGAUCUUCACUUUUGUCAGUCGUCCCGGUCCCUGGACUCCUCGUCGGGAUUCAGAGCUGAACAAGCUAAAGAAGAAGCACAAAACAGACAUCACCGUUGUCAAAGAUGGACCUGCAGACCCACCUGCUCUCGGAAGGUGGGGCAGUCACGAUGCUGUGCAUGGUCCUGUUGAGGAGACCCUUGUUGAAGAGACGCCUAUCGAGACGCUCAUAGAGCGGAAUAGGGCCGAAGUGCAGAGGAUGCUACAGGAGGGAGAUCCGGAUAAGGAUGAGAUGAUUAGGCAGCGCAGCGAGGAGUUACUGAACAAGAACAAGGAUUUCAUUAGCGAAAGGCCGUUGAGUCCUGAGGAGUCUAGAUGA